AUGGAAUUAAUUGAUUUAGAAUUUUAUAAAAAUUUAGUUAUAUUAUUAGAAAAUUAUAUAGAAAAAUUAUAUCUAGAUUUAACAUUUUCAUUAAAUAUUAAUGAAUUUGAUGUUAACAAAAUGAUUGAAUUAAUACCAAAUGAUUCAAAUAUUAGAGUUACAAAUAAAAAUAAAUAUGAAUAUAUACGAUUAAUUUGCCAAGAAAAAAUAACUCGAUCUAUUAA
Rotaria sp. Silwood1 is the source of this 224-nucleotide messenger RNA. NCBI's taxonomy places the organism in Eukaryota, Metazoa, Rotifera, Eurotatoria, Philodinida, Philodinidae. The record is from the annotation of a GenBank genome assembly.